Molecule: messenger RNA, 306 nt
Organism: Soboliphyme baturini
Lineage: Eukaryota; Metazoa; Nematoda; Enoplea; Dioctophymatida; Soboliphymatidae
Source: the annotation of a GenBank genome assembly
AUGGUUUGGAAUGGCCGAAUUGGCACCAUGCUGCAAAAGCCAUGCCAUGCUUCGGCGGUGUUCGUGUUUGUUUCUGUGCGUUUCGCUGUCGUCGGUCACAGUCUCAACUGCCGAGGCACACUUGAACGGCUAGGAGACUCGUCGUCUCGUGUCAAUCAUCAUCUGCACGACCGGAUUACAACGCGAACAAAUGUUCCGCUCAUUGCGUACACGCAGACGCGGACGCGGACGUACGGCGUGGCGUGUCCCCCCGUACGUCGUUGCUGUCGAAACGCAGUUACCCUCGACGCGUCAUUGUGGGGCUGA